Osmerus eperlanus (European smelt) is the source of this 1204-nucleotide messenger RNA. RefSeq names its product eukaryotic elongation factor 2 lysine methyltransferase (gene eef2kmt). Lineage: Eukaryota; Metazoa; Chordata; Actinopteri; Osmeriformes; Osmeridae. The transcript has 8 exons. The coding region runs from base 72 to 1082 and encodes 336 amino acids. The record is from RefSeq and is a predicted model, not a curated record.
GCAUAAGGUCUGACCAUUUUUACGUGAAACGCUUUAGGCCUACUAUUUCUCUUUAUCUUACUUUAUUUGAAAUGAAUGAUAUGCACCCUUCAAAAGAUUACUUUGAAAAUGACUGUAUAGUUUCUGCACGGAACAGGACAGAUCUAUUACAAGCCUUUAAAUUAUCGUUUUUUGCCAUGAGCCGUUUUCCUACUUUCCCUUGGAAUCUCCUUCAAACCGAACUUGAGAAGGACAAAUCAUCCGAGUUGAUUUCAGAUAUUUUAAAGCAGACAUGCCUUCAUUCGCUGUGUACCAAACACCCACCAUCAGUCAAAUACAGAAGACUAUUCCUUAUCGAACUCAUCAAAAGGCAUGAAGCUACCGAGUCAGAACGUUUGGAUGAGCUCUACGACGCCUUGGGUGAAGUCCUUGGUGCUGAGGAGAGACCUGAGUGCUUCAAAAGCUAUUUACUGCCAUGUGGUGAUGCUCUGAGCCUGUCAGAGAGUGUGGCAGUGAUCUCAGAAGGCACCACUGGGCUGGUCACAUGGGAGGCUGCCCUCUUCCUGGCAGAGUGGGCACUGGACAACCCCCACAUCUUUAUGGGCAGGACUAUCCUUGAACUUGGCAGUGGAGUGGGGUUGACAGGAAUUGCAGUGUGUCGCUCCUGUAGGCCCUCCAAAUAUGUGUUCAGUGACUGUCACAGCAGUGUACUGCAGAAACUGCAGGAAAAUGUUCAGCUAAAUGGACUGUCUAAGAAAAAUCCUCCCAGAGUUUCUGUGGAAGAAUUGGACUGGGCGGCAGUGACAAUGGAGCAGCUGAGGGAGAUAGGUGCCAACACUGUCAUUGCUACAGAUGUGGUUUACGACCCUGAUAUAAUUUCUUGCCUGGUGAAGCUCCUUACCCAGGUCUUGAGGUGCAUGUCCCCUGUUAGCCCUCCAGAGGUCAUCAUCUCCUCAACCAUCAGAAACCCAGACACAUACAAGUGCUUCAAGCAUAAACUUGAAUCUGCUGGAAUCCAACAUGAGGUCAUCACAGGACCUGUGACCCCUGUUUUUCAAUACAACAGACUCUCCACCAUUGAAUUGAUUAAACUGUACACAUGACAAAUCUACUGCCUUUUAAAACUGUAUGAUAAGUUUUAUUUACAUGAAGUGUACAUUGUAAAAAGUCAUUUUCAGGAGAUAUGUUGGAGUGGUUAGCAAGCAAUACAAAAACCAAAACUAGA